Messenger RNA from Tachysurus fulvidraco (yellow catfish), 2094 nucleotides. It is a transcript of the gene tfpi2, whose product is annotated as tissue factor pathway inhibitor 2. Gene Ontology annotation, cellular component: extracellular region. Gene Ontology annotation, molecular function: serine-type endopeptidase inhibitor activity. Gene Ontology annotation, biological process: negative regulation of peptidase activity. The transcript has 5 exons. The record is from RefSeq and is a predicted model, not a curated record. The coding region runs from base 76 to 738 and encodes 220 amino acids. Lineage: Eukaryota; Metazoa; Chordata; Actinopteri; Siluriformes; Bagridae.
UGCUAUAAAUAAAGGAAAUCUUUGCACUUCACUCGCAUUCACAUCUCUGAUCUCUGACGUCCAACAACCAGAAACAUGGAGAGACUUUUUGUCGGAUGUUUUUUGCUCAUACAUUUCAUCCAAAGCUCAUCAGCUUACAGACCGCUACAUAAUGAUGUUUGCUUUCUCCAAGUGGACGAAGGACCGUGUUUAGAUGAUGUGCCGCGUUUUUACUACAACACGCUCACUCAGAGCUGUGAGGAGUUCAGCUACGGCGGCUGCGAAGGAAACGCCAACAACUUUAAGUCUUAUGAGGCGUGCUAUAAAACCUGCUUCUCAAUUCCGAAAAUUCCUUCAAUCUGUCGACUUCCAGUGGAAAAGGGGCUAUGCUUCGCCAUUUCCACUCGCUAUUUUUUCAACAUGGCCUCCAUGCAGUGUCAAGCGUUCACCUAUGGAGGCUGCGGUGGAAAUAAUAACAACUUCCCUGAUCACAUUUCUUGCAUGGAAUACUGCAGGCCCCCAAAGUUGGUCCCUGUGAUUUGUCUGGAGGGCUUGGACAAAGGAACAGGCAGUGAAUCUUUCACAAGAUACUACUAUGACUCUACAAAAAAAACAUGUAAAGAGUUUGAGUACACAGGACAUGGAGGAAACAACAACAAUUUUGUCGCCAUGAAAACCUGCAUGUCAGUUUGUUCUAAAAGAAAACCAAAGAGACAAAGUGGUCAAGCUGUAAGAAUUUUUCGAAAAAGAGUAGAAUGAGCACUGGGCUUUAUUUCUCCAACUGGAUGUGCUAUUGUAUGCUUAAACUUCCUAAUCUCAGUAUAAUGUGAAUCGAUUGUACUACAUGUUAUGUCUUUUAAAUUUUGACUACUGUAUGUAAUUUUACAUAUGCAGAUAAGUUAUGUUAUACUAUAAGUACAUACAUGUUUACAUUUAUAUAUUACAUAUACUGUACAUGUAACGUUAUGUUCACAAAAAUGGCCUGCUUAUAUAUUUUAGUGUUUACAUUUUUGUUUAAUAUUUGAAUAAUUUUGUAUUGUGUAAAUUUUCAGUUUCUGUCUCAUAAGCCGCUGUAAUAUUGUACAAAAAUAUCUAUCUAUCUAUCUAUCUAUCUAUCUAUCUAUCUAUCUAUCAAAUCGAAAAAUAAAUUUAUUUUCUUUAAUACUGUUAAAAUCUAAAUUAAUUUGAAACUUAAAUAAAAAAUGCCACAGUUUUCAUUAAAACUGUACAAGCAUUGUGAGAAUAAAAUAAAAAGAGUUUUAAAAAGAAGAAAUUAAUAUGAAUUAGCUGAUAUUUUGGACACUAUAUGGCCAAAACAUUUUUUUGCAAAUCCUAUAGAAGCAACACUCUAACUUAAAAUUAUUUGUAUACAUUUCUGUUGGUGAUGCACCUGGUAAAAACCUGGUAAAAUUGGAUUCUUCAAGAUAUAUUUUAAGUCUGAAAUUAUGUUCAUGAGAAAUGAAAAUAACAGAUGGUUAUAUCUUUUGGUCUUAUGAUUAUACCUGUGUCAUCAAGAAUGGAAAAUACUUAAGUAAUUGUACUUUGUUACUACAAUUGUUCUAUUAUGUUUUUGGUAUUUAUUCUGUAUUUAUUUUGAAAUAAUAAUUCAAAAGAAUAAUUGUUACACAUCUUUGAAGCCCCUAAUUGUUUCAUUCUUAAUUAGUCAGUUAGUUAAACUUUUUUACUUUUAAAUACCUGAGUAAAUUAAAAUGAUCUGUAAAUAUCUAAGUACUUCUUCCACCUCUGAUUUAUUGCAUACAAUUUUUGUCAAGGGAUGUGCCUAGUGGUUAAGGUGCUGGACACCCAUCAAAAGGUUGUAAGAUUGAUUCCCAAGUCCACCAGGCUGCCACUGCUGGGCCCCUGAGCAAGGCCCUUAACCCUCAGUUGCUCAGUUGUAUAAAAUUAGAUAAAAAUAAGUUGCUCUGGAUAAGGGUGUCUGAUAAAUUCUGGAAAUGUAAAUGUCCUCUCAGCUGUCUGUAUGUUAUACUGGCAUCCUUAGGCCUAUACUUCACAGUAUAUACAUAGCUGUGAUUACAAUAAAGAUUUAUUUGACUAAUACACAGUGUGGGGAAUUCCCCAUAUAUUUUCAAAUAAUAAAAAAAUAAGCACUUUUAA